AUGUCACUCCCCAUUCCCCUCCUCAUAAACGGUGAAUCCGUCACAACGCCCAAAACAUUCCCCAUUAUCAGUCCAUACACCAACACCAAGAUCUGGGAAUCCUCCUCCGCAAGCCCCGACGAUGCCCUCCGCGCCGUCGAAGCAGCCAACGCUGCAUUCCCCUCCUGGUCCGCCACAAAGCCUACCGUCCGCCGCGACAUCCUCCUCAAAGCAGCCGAUCUCCUCGAAGCCCGCCUCGACACAAAUGCAAGCUACAUGCGCCAGGAGAUGGGCGCAGACGUCGGCGCCAGCGCGGGCUUUGUCGUACCGCUCGCGAUCCGCAUGCUCCGUGACAUUGCAGGCCGCAUCACCUCCAUCUGCGGAAGCGUGCCGGUCGUCGAGACAGAAGGCCAAUCGGCCAUCGUCUACAAGGAAGCCAUGGGUGUGAUUCUGGGAAUUGUGCCCUGGAAUGCUCCUUAUGUCUUUGGGAUCCGCUCGGCGGCUUGUGCGCUCGCGGCUGGCAAUACUACUAUUUUGAAAUCAUCGGAGCUUACGCCUCGCUGCUAUUGGGCUAUUGGACAGGCAUUCCAGGACGCUGGGUUGCCGGAUGGUUGUUUGAAUGUUAUUCAUUGUGCGGCGGAGGAUGCCCCGGCCGUUGUAAAUGCUAUGAUUGAGCACGAGGCUGUGAGGAAGGUGAACUUUACAGGGAGUACAGCUGUUGGGCGGAAGAUUGCGCGCACCUGUGGUGCGAAUCUGAAACCUUGUCUUAUGGAGCUGGGAGGCAAGAACAGCUCUAUUGUCUGCGAGGACGCAGAUUUGGGCGUCGCGGUCCAGGGUGUUUUGGCCGGUGCAUUCCUAAAUUCUGGUCAAAUCUGUAUGGCGACUGAUCGCAUUCUGGUGCACGCUUCGAUCGCGGACGCCUUUACCGCAGCACUGCAAGGUGCGCUGGGUGGCGCCCAAGCCUCAGACCCUCCUACGCUUGUGAAUGUUGCCUCCAAGGCUCGGGUCGAGGCACUCAUUUCCGGUGCUGUGGGCGCGGGCGCACACUUUAUCUCUGGCUCCGAUAGCAAUGGAGCCAGCGAGGGCGUGCGCUUGGCGCCUGCUGUGCUCGGUGGCGUGAGGGAGGAUAUGGCGGUGUGGCAGGAGGAAUCGUUUGCGUCAGUUGCGGCUGUCAUGCCGUUUGACAGCGAAGAAGAGGCGAUUCGACUCGCGAACAGCAGUGGAUAUGGACUCUCGGCAUCAGUGUUCACGGAGGAUUUAAGGAAGGGGUUGAGAAUGGCGAAACGCAUUCAGUCUGGGGCCGUUCACAUUAAUAGUAUGACGAUCCAUGAUGAGCCUGCUCUGCCCCAUGGUGGAGUGAAGAACAGUGGCUGGGGCCGUUUCAACACCGAUGAGGGACUGAACGAAUUCCUGGUGAGCAAAAGUGUGACCUGGAUGGACUAG
Penicillium olsonii is the source of this 1422-nucleotide messenger RNA. The record is from the annotation of a GenBank genome assembly. Lineage: Eukaryota; Fungi; Ascomycota; Eurotiomycetes; Eurotiales; Aspergillaceae.